GUUGACAUCCGCAGACUCACGGCUAACUAAUGGCUGAUUUAGAUAUUGGGAAACAUUGUCAAAUCGAUUCCUGCAAUCUUAAAGAUUUCCUUCCAUUUGUCUGUGAUUCCUGCAGUGGCGUUUUCUGCCUUGAGCACAGAAGCAGAGAGGCCCACUCAUGUCCUGAGGAGUCAGUGAAAAGGGAACCAAGGACUGCUGGUGGCAGUACAAGUUAUUCAUGCUCAUUUGAAGACUGCAAGGGGAAAGAGUUGUUGCCAGUAAUAUGUCCGCAGUGUGAAAAACAUUUCUGUUUGGUCCAUCGUCAUCAAGAUGAUCACAAGUGUGAGAAGUUGGAGGUCCAAAAGCCUCGUAUGGCAGCCACUAAAGAGCUCGUGCAAAAAAUAGUGGAGUCAAAGCAUGGAUCCAAAAGUAAAGGACGUAGAGGAGCAAAGAACAGUGCAACUGCAGCUAAGGUAGCGUUAAUGAAACUGAAACUGCAUGCUGCAGGAGACAAGGGACUACCACAGACAGAGAGAACCUAUUUUCAGGUUUAUCUCCCUAAAGAAUCUAAAGACUCCAGCCAACCCAUGUUCUUCUGCUCCAAAUGGAGUGUGGGAAAAGUGGUGGAUUAUGCAGCCUCUCUAGCUAGCCUCAAGAACAACAAUAAUGUACUGACAGCUAAGAAGUUGCGGUUAUGUCAUCCUCAGACAGGUGAGGCUUUGCGGAUGGAUGACACCCUGUUCUCCCUGCUGGCUCACCCUGAAACUCCCCUUUACAAUGGGGGUAAUGUAAUCCUGGAGUACCUGGAUAAUGAGAGCAUAGGCCUGGGGGAUGUUUCUGACUAUAUCACACAGACCUGACAA
Molecule: messenger RNA, 842 nt
Organism: Seriola dumerili (greater amberjack)
Lineage: Eukaryota; Metazoa; Chordata; Actinopteri; Carangiformes; Carangidae
Gene: zfand1
Product: zinc finger AN1-type containing 1
Exons: 8
Coding region: 30-839 (269 amino acids)
Biological process (GO): cytoplasmic stress granule disassembly
Cellular component (GO): cytoplasmic stress granule; cytoplasm
Molecular function (GO): zinc ion binding
Source: RefSeq, a predicted model, not a curated record